This is a messenger RNA of Frankliniella occidentalis (western flower thrips), 2954 nucleotides long. It is a transcript of the gene stumps, whose product is annotated as MAP7 domain-containing protein 1. Lineage: Eukaryota; Metazoa; Arthropoda; Insecta; Thysanoptera; Thripidae. Gene Ontology annotation, cellular component: cytosol. The record is from RefSeq and is a predicted model, not a curated record. The coding region runs from base 706 to 2895 and encodes 729 amino acids. Gene Ontology annotation, molecular function: transmembrane receptor protein tyrosine kinase adaptor activity; fibroblast growth factor receptor binding. The transcript is spliced from 10 exons.
AAGCCCCUGCUGCCGCUGCUGAGGAGGCGGCCGCGCGCCGCGGGCCAGGCGGGCCCCCGCGCCGUAUCGCAAGGUGCGGGCCCGACGCGCCGCCUGGGCUUCCGCUGGCUGCUCCGGUCAGUGGGCGGCAGCUCGGCCUCGCUGCAGCAGAUCGCCCAGGGCCAGCCGCGGCCGGGGGACGUGGCGCCGCCCUCGCCCACCGCCGACACCCUGUGCUCGCUGGACGCCCCCGGCCCGCUCGCCUCCCCGGGCCCCGUCGUGUCGCCCGGGCGGCUGCGUGACCACGGCGGCGGUGCCACCGCCCCCGGACCCGCCGCCGCCGCGCCCAGCACCCUGCCCAGGCACUUGACGCCCGGCCCCGGCUACUACAACGUGGAGGCCACGCGGCGCAGGCACUCGCUGGGAUCCGUCGCUCUCUCGAGGCCCAGGACCGUCACGGCAGCAGCAGCAGCAGCCGCGGCGGCGGCGGCGCGCCAGGGCAGCCCGGAGGACAUCGUGCUGGUGUGGAGCGGCGCCGGCGGCGGGUCCGCGGGCGCGCUCUGGAUCUCCUACAUCCAGUCGUGCUUCGUCGAGAUCUGCCGCAAGCGCGGCCGGCCCAGCUUCCACACGGCGGACGUGAGCGUCGACGAGCUGGCGGGCGCAGCGGAGCGCUGGCGCGGCCGCCUAGAGCAGGCCAAGCUGGUGGUGCUGGUGGUGUGCCCGGCCAUGCUGGCGCGCGUGGCGGCGUGCACGGCGGCCGUGGCGGGCACCCUGGCGCGCCUGGACUCGGCCCGCUGCCUCCUCAUGCUGCUCGGCGUGCAGGAGCGCGAGCUGGCGCCCGAGACGCGCGCCCUCCUGGGCGGCGACUGCCGCCGCAUGGCGGUCCGCGACCAGGACGCGUCGUUCGUCGGCGAGUUCCUGGCCGAGGCCAUGGACAUCCUGGUGCGCGCGUGGCGGUCCCGGACGGCCAAGGAGCGCCGCGUCGCGGACGGCGGCGCCGGCGCGCUCUUCUCGCUCGCGCCCAAGAAGGUGAAGGUGGGCGCGAGCAAGGUGCUGGCGCUGCUCGCCAACCCUCUGCAGCCCGGCGACGACGCACAGGUCCUGGUGCGCAAGGGCGGCGACCCCGUGGCCGUGGCGACCAGGACCCGGAACCCCUACACGUUGCAGUUUACAGUUCCAGAUAGCAUGCUGGACGUGUCGGCCAUGGUGACGGUGGUGGUGACGGUGAACGGUCAGUCGCUGGGCAGCCGCCAGCUCAAGUGCGAGAGCCGGCUGCGGGAGCUCGACCGGACGCUGCGCGCCCACGACAACCCCGUGCAGUUCCUCUGCCAGACGCUGGGCUUCGGCCCGGGCGACCUGGAGGCGCUCGACAGCUCGCUCCUCUGCAGCUACAUGCGCAACGUGCCGCCACACUUCAACCUGCUGCAGAGCCAGGGCGGCCGCCCGUCCUACAGUUGCGAGACGUACCCGACGCUGCUGCACUUCGCCGCGCACCUCGGCCUGGAGCGGCUCGCCAUGGCGCUGCUGGAGGGCCCCGGCGGCGAGCAGGCGUGCUACAUCCGGAACAGCGACGACCUCACGCCCGCCGAGAUGAGCGAGCGCGCCGGCCACCAGCGACUGGCGUGCACCCUGCAGGGCUACAUGCAAAUGUCGGAGCUGAGCAGCGUCUACACCAUCCUCAAGACCAUCAGCGAGGGCGCGCCGGCCGAGGCCGCCGGCUUCUACCCCGCGGGAGAGAGUGCCAAUUACUUGAGCCCGCGGCCGGCCGGCGAAACGUACUCUGUACCGCCGCCGCCCGCCCCAGUGCCGGCCCCCGGCGCGCAUCCCCAGCAGGCGCCGCCCCCGCCCCCGGCGCAGGCCGACCCCUACGUGGACAUGAUCAGCCUGCGGGGCCACAGCGACGUCGGCUCGCUGUACCAGAACAUGCCGGCGCCGGCGGGCCGCUCCCAGUCCGGGUCGCCGCCGGGCUCCCCGCGCCCAGCGCCCGAGGCCCGGCGUCACAGCGCCCCGGAGGACGCCGUCCUGCAGGCCCUUGCGGAGGCGCCGCAGGCGGCCCCGGACACCAUCCCGGAGUACUGCCCGGAGGACACGAGCGCCGUCUACCAGGACAUCGACGAGACGGACGGCCCGACCCCGCCGGCGGCGUCCGCGGCACCACCACGACGACGACGGGACUCCGACCCGGCGUUGGCGAGCCUCGGCGACGAGGACGACGACAUCCUGGGCAUCAUCCACGACCUGAAGAGCAGCUCGUUCAGCCUGGGCGCCCUCGGGGAGGUGGAGCACCUCGUCGAGUCGUGGAGAGGCAGAAACGCGACUCACCAGAGCCUCCGGGACAAGCAGGAGCAGCUGGCCCGUAUGCGAGAGGAGUUGCAGCGCGUCGAGCACCGGCUGGGCGGCGAGGCCAGGCCGUCGCCCUUCGAGAGGAUCAAGAGGGUAUUCAGCAGGGCGCGCCACGGCCGCAGCUCCAAGGCCCGGGCGGGCCCCGCGGCUCAGCCGGCGCCGCCCGCCCGCCCCGCCAGCAGCCUGAGCAGGAGGAGCUCGAGCUCCAGCACCUGGUCCGACAGGAGCACCGAGCCCGCCGAGCACCCCGACGUACCCGAGUCCCCGAUGCAGGUCGAGGAGGUCUCCUGGCUGCACCCGGUGAGCCCCGCCAGCGACGAGCACUACGUCGUGCCGCACGGGGUGCGCCCCGUCCCCGUCGUCGCGGCCCAGUCGCCCUACGGCGCGCCCCCCGCCGGGCCUCGGGGCGGCACGCCCGCCACGCUCGGCACGCUCGACCUGGCCGACGACGGCUUCCCCUUGGACUCGACCGGCUUCUGCAGCUACGUCAACGUGAACCUGCCCAGCUGCCCCCCGCCCGUGCCUGCGCGGCCCCAGGUGGACCUGCCCCUCUCCAGUUCCAGUCCGGAAUGAAGAAUUGUGUUUCUUUCUUGUGGUGCUGUUUGAAUUAUAGUAUUCUUCUGCAAUUUUAA